Molecule: messenger RNA, 3188 nt
Organism: Amyelois transitella
Lineage: Eukaryota; Metazoa; Arthropoda; Insecta; Lepidoptera; Pyralidae
Gene: eas
Product: ethanolamine kinase
Exons: 8
Coding region: 155-1222 (355 amino acids)
Biological process (GO): phosphatidylethanolamine biosynthetic process
Cellular component (GO): cytoplasm
Molecular function (GO): ethanolamine kinase activity
Source: RefSeq, a predicted model, not a curated record
AAAUAUGUAUGUACUACAUAAGUAUAAAAUAGUUAAAUUUUCUUACAGUGAAAUCCUUUUUUCUCUCUGUUUUUUAACUAGUUUGUUUAUAUUAAUAUUGUGAUUCACUAUGUAUUAAGUUUAACCUCCACAUAAACAUGUUUCUUUUCGCAAAAUGUCAGGUGUCUGCCUUCCAGCUGGUGAUAUUUAUGUAUCUGUAAAAAUUGAAGAAAGUGAUCCAUAUGAUGGAAUUUUGCGUCUCCUCAAAGAGAUACGGCCAGAUUGGAAUCCCGAAAACAUAAAAUUUAAGCUUUUUACAGAUGGCAUUACUAAUAAACUAGUUGCUUGCCGCUUGUGUACCAAUAUGGAUAAUGAUGAUAAUGUAGUUCUUGUACGAAUUUAUGGGAACAAAACUGACUUGCUCAUAGACAGAACUGCUGAAAUAAGAAAUAUAAAAACAUUGCAUGCUCUUGGAUUGGCACCUGAAAUAUAUUGUAUAUUUGAAAAUGGACUGGCAUAUCAGUAUUAUCCUGGAGUGUGUCUUAAUACUGAAACAGUAUAUGAUGAGAAAAUAUGGCCCCUUGUUGCUCGACAAAUGGCAAAAAUGCACAAGGUCAAACUUGGCCCUGAGAUAAAACAGGAGCCUACAAUAUGGGACAAGACAGAACAAUUUAUGAGUUUGAUACCAGAACGUUUCACGGAUGAAACCAAACAAAAAAGAUUUGUGACUAGUCUUGGGUCAAUAACAAAACUAAGGAUAGAGUUUGAGCGUCUAAAGUCCCACUUAACCAAGGCCGAGAGCCCAGUUGUGUUUGCUCACAAUGAUUUGGUUCUAGGAAACGUGAUCUACAACCAAUCUGAAGGGACCGUUGUGUUCAUUGACUAUGAAUAUGCGGCAUAUAAUUUCCAAGCAUACGAUAUCGCUAACCAUUUCAAUGAAUAUGUUGGUCUUACAAUUGAUGAUAUCAACUACGAAAGAUACCCAAAUAUGGAGUUCCAGAAAAAAUGGAUAAGGGUCUAUUUAACUGAAUAUCUUCAGGAUGAAAUUCCAACAGAGUCGGACAUCCAGAAAGUUUAUAAAGAGGUCCAGAGGCUAACCCUAGCUUCCCACUUCACUUGGGGAGUGUGGUCCCUUGUGCAAUAUGAACAUUCCACUAUAGAUUUUGAUUUUGGCCAGUACGCCGAAAUAAGAUUAAAUCGUUAUUAUGAAAUUAAAGAUCAACUUCUCAAAGAAUUCAGUUGACCAGCCUCAAGUAGUAGUAUUACAGUCUAAUGAAAUCCAUGGGUAAAAAUAUUUGUAUAUAGGUACUUUGUGCAAUAUAAUGUCAUAAUACCAUUAUGAUAUUUUAAUAGUUUAUAUCAGUAGAUUACAUACAGGUAAGGUCUGUCUAUCAUUUACUUGUCAAUGAUAAGAAUUGUAUACACAAAAAUUAUAAAUACCCUGAUAUUAUUGAAUGUAAAUAAAUGACAAAUAUUUAUUUAAAUACCUACCUAGUCCUAGUUUUCACUGGUUUCCACUAAAGGUUUCCCUGCGUAAAUUUUGUAAUUAUAAUGCAGAUUAAAAUUGUUCAAUUUAAAAAUGUUUUUUGUUAGAUAUUUACAUUAUUCUUCCUCUUUCUCAUGAUAAGUUACCAAAACUGUAGCGCUAAAAUUGUGGUUCCGUGCGGAUAGGGCAAGAUUUACCUUCACUCCGCAAGAACAUUUUUAUGGAAUAAAUUGAGGCAAGGUUUCCUUCAAACCCCUCGGUCGGGAUAAAGGUUGGUUUUUUUCAUGUUAGCACAAUCACAACGAGUUUUGAUGGCCGCUCGCGAUUUUCCACCAAAUAAGCUUACUGUCGCUGCCAGACAACGCCCCUGGCGGAUAGUUGAGGGCCUUAUAAUCAUUUAUUUGUUUAGUGACCGUUGCGAGAAUACUCAUAGUAUCCGUUGUAGAAAUCAAAAUAAUAAAGGACUGUUAAUUAUUCUGAUUUCUAUUGCAUCUGAACAGCGAAUUGCCUAAAAUGAAUUUGUUCGGUUUUAAGUUUCACUACAGCUUCAUUUAACACUCAAUUUAGCAUGGUUUGUUGUGCGGCCGAAAAGGUUUACUUUUAUACUUAACUUACUUUUGAAACGUACACUGAAAUUCUGACCAUCGCCAUACGAUAAAAACUUCACCAUAUAGGGUGAUUGCGCUGGUUUUCGUCCAAUUAGCGGAGUUGCUAGUUUUCAGACGUAAAAAUAAUAUGAUAAAGUAUCCUAAUUAAAAUAGCUCAUAUUUGUUUAUAUACCUCAUAUAGUCUAUUUUUGAUAAAAAUUAAGAAACUUUUAAUUAUAACUACAUUGUUUUUUAUAUAAAUAAUUAAAUGUUAAAUGGCAGAUUUCAUUAGUUUUCGUCCAAAAAAGUUUGGUUUUCGCCCUGGCGUGAUCUAGUUUCCGUCCAGUAUGUAAAAAAGAGUAAAAGUGCAAUGUUAAAUAAAAACUGUUUUCUUAAUCUUUUAUUUAAUCAACAAAAAUAUUUAUUCUUCAGCAGUAGAUUUCCUGCUUUUUUUAUUUCCCCGAAUCCAUCUAUAACAAUUAAUUUCAUAGUUUAGUACCUACUAGAAAAACCUGUACGAAUUAACAAGAAAAUGUGUUAGAAGUAGAUUCCACACUAUUAUGGACGAAAACUAAUAAAAAAAAAUUGCUGUUUAGUUUUCGUCCAUGCCAUUUAAACAUUUUUUAAAACAAGCAAUACCGAGAAAUUAUUGGACGUUAACUAAAUAUCUUGUCAAAUAGCCAAUAAAGUUCAUAUCUUAAGAAAACACAUAUUUUUUUAUAGGUCUGAAAAAGUAAAAUGAACACUCCAAAUACUUAGCUUGCUGUUUUAGUUUCCGUCCACGUGGACGGAUACCAAAUAAUUGGUAAAAUAGGCAUGUCAGUAUUCGUCCGCAAACUUUUACUAAGAUUACUACAAAAACAUUGUAAAAUAACCUAAACAUAAUGUAAGUUAUACUCUUAACCCUUCAGCUGCGGCGGCUAUACGCAAACUGCGCACCUCGUCUGCGGCGUUCAAGCGCCGCGGCGGACGGGCGCGCAGUGUCUUAGAUUUUGUUGUAUAUCUGUAUAUAAUUAUUUGGGACCUACCCAAAAAUUUAUUUUUUUUUAAAGAUAUAUAAAUGAAGAAUCAUAUGCAAUAAAUUUUGAUGCGAAAAAACACUUGCGUUUAUUAUAUUUAGGUCACUGAAUUCAAAA